GAGGCUUCAAGAAUCGCCAAGACGCCCCCAAGAGGCCACACAUAUGUUCAAGUCAUUCUGGCGCAGGCGUGAUUCAUCACUUUCGCAGGCGCGCGCGCGUGCACUUCAUUUUCAUUCGAUAAAGUAUCGAUGACUUCCAUGAUGAACUUCGGCAUGGGGCUCGUCAGUGUUGCGUCGUCUAUGGCACUAUACGCAGGCGCCCCAGCAAGCGAUCAGGGUGGGAUCGCCCCAGAUUUUCAAGUAUUCGGCUCGUUUGAGCUCAGCCACGUCGACGUUCACUUGAUGCAGCAGCGAGUCAGCGAGGAACCUUCCCCACUACCCCCCGAUGUCGUGCAGAGUGAACUUUCCCCACUGCCCCCUGUCGUCUACGAGGAAGUGGACGACCGUGCAGGCCACUUGCAUGUUGUAAUAGAGUUCGACAAUAGCACAGCACAGUCACGCCAGGCGCAAAACCCAUACACUGUGUAUGGUUCCUCAGGCCACUGCUCGCUUUGCGGCAGAUCAGGGUACAAUUGCCUCAGACCAAGCCAAGGCGGUGGGCCAAUGUGAAUUUUGGUGGCGUCAACUUGGGCACGGUCACCAAGUGGACAGCGACGGCAUACGGAGCUAAGUGCGGCACUGGGACUCUAACAUUGACGUUGUCAGGCACGACCGCCUCAGGAUAUUGUGGUUAUCCAACGAGUUGCAGUUGCGGCGAGUGCCUCGCGUGUACCGCCUCGAGCGCAACUUACCCGAGUGGUAUCUCGAACUGGAAUUGGGGUAGCAACUCCAUCAGUCCCACCUGGGAUAACACGAGCCCCUACUGUACUUCCAGGUUGGAGAUUUACAUUGAGUACACCACGCAGGCGACGCCCAACCCGACUCCCAGCCCGACGCCCAACCCGACGCCCAACCCGACGCCCAACCCGACGCCCAAUCCAACAACUUCUCCCACGCCGUCUCCGACACCAUCCCCAACGUGGUUUCCGACGCUUUCCCCAACGCCGGUGCCCGCUCCAGGCAUGGUUACCGAAACCACCGUGCUAGGCUCCAUGUCCUUGUCUUGCUCGGCGGGUGAGUCGGAGACUAAAGCUGUCGUGAAGCCAGUUCUGAUGCAGGAGAUGAACAUAUCCGCCAAGUCGAUGCUGAAUGUGCAGGUUCACCAAACAGCGCGGCGGUCGGUGAGCGGGACCGCCCUUGGCUCUUUCAACAUAACUUACUCUGCUGAGACGACUGACCCGGAGAAGGCGGCCGAGUUGGCGACAUCCGCGAACAGCAUGGCUGCAGACCCGACAUCGUUAGUGGGCUCGCUCACUACCGCCUUCGCCGACGCGGGCAUCACUUUCGACGCGUCGUCAGUGGUGGUUAGCCCACCUUCGACGAGUCAUGUCGCGAUAGCAGCUGCAACUGGUGACCCCCACCUCGUGAACAUAUACGGGCAACGUUUCGACAUCAUGCAGGCCGGGACUUACGUGCUCAUCCAAGUCCCCAGAGGUUCGGUCGCAAAGCGGUCGCUGCUGGCCGUCGAAGCCCGUGCGGAGCGGUUUGGUCAUGCAUGUUCUGACUUGUAUUUCAAGUCCCUGAACUUGACCGGCGCGUGGGUUGACACAUUGAGCCCUGGGGGCUUUCGAUUUUCCGCCAGUGUUCCAAACACGCACGUCGGGGCAGGGUGGUUGCAUAUCAGGCAUGUCGAUGUCAAGGUGCGCUGGGGCCACACCGCCGAGGGUGUCGAAUACCUCAACGUGUUCGUUCGACACUUGGGCAGGGCGGGCUUGCCUGUUGGUGGGCUACUUGGCGAUGGUGACCACUCCAAGGCGGCCACUCCGAGCCCACACUGCCGUCGCAGCCUGUCUUUGUAAUAGCCACUGCCAGCCCCACAUUUGUGGCUUCUGCAUGGUUCUCUUGGCAUGAAGUCUUGGUGGCGCGACCGCGUCCUUUGAUUGAUUGGUACGUCGGCUCGGAUUGAGUUGCACGUGGCAGAACCCAUUGCCGACCAGACUGCCAUGUAACAGAGUGUGGCCCCAAUUCUCCAGCGACUCAUCUGACGCAUGAGCUUGUUUUACAAUCGCCUGGCUGUUGGCCAGAUGUGAAAGCAGUGCAAACAGAUCUCGAGGGUUGCUCGAGCUUCUUUCUUUCAUAGACCUCGCACUGAACCAAAAAAAACACCGAACGUCCCA
This is a messenger RNA of Prorocentrum cordatum, 2156 nucleotides long. The record is from the annotation of a GenBank genome assembly. Lineage: Eukaryota; Dinophyceae; Prorocentrales; Prorocentraceae.